Ananas comosus (pineapple) is the source of this 3675-nucleotide messenger RNA. Its product is annotated as cyclin-dependent kinase G-2-like. Gene Ontology annotation, molecular function: ATP binding; cyclin-dependent protein serine/threonine kinase activity. The transcript is spliced from 9 exons. Lineage: Eukaryota; Viridiplantae; Streptophyta; Magnoliopsida; Poales; Bromeliaceae. The coding region runs from base 414 to 2513 and encodes 699 amino acids. Gene Ontology annotation, biological process: regulation of mitotic cell cycle; protein phosphorylation. The record is from RefSeq and is a predicted model, not a curated record. Gene Ontology annotation, cellular component: nucleus.
GCUGUGGCUCUUCUUUAUUUCAAGAGCCGUUCGAAUCCUUUUGCUUGUUCCCUUCUUUUCAAGCGCCGUCGAGAGAGAACGCGAGCGCCCGCGGCGCCCAUCGCCGCCGCUUCUCCAGGUUCGAUUCCUCAAAUUCUCCCUCGCUUUUACCUUCUCCGAUCGAUUGUUCAUCUUUAAUCGCUUCGAACCCUCUCGAUUCGCUCUCUAGGGUUUCUCUAGGGUUCCAGUUUUUGAUCGAUCCCUAUAAAUAGAUUCAUUCUCGGAAACGGAAGAGUCAGGGUCGGUGGAUGUUUGAAUCUUUCAUGAUUUAAGAUUUAGGGUCCCAAUUUCUAGCUAGGGUUUGUAGUUUAGAUCCGCCCCUUUCGAUUUCUAGGGUUUCGUUCCGUUCGCGGGCUCCGAAUCUUGUGGUUUUGAUGGCGUCGGGCCGACACGGGGGUCUGCGAGACCACGAAUUCAGGGGCCUCGAAUUGGAUAAGGAGGCGUCGAGAAGGAAGGAGCUUUACCUGGAUCGAAUCCAUGACCGGGAGGGCGACAGGAGGCGUGGUCGCGAUUCGGGAGUUAGGGGUAGGGAUACACAAGGAGACUUUAAGAAGAGGGAUUCUUUGAAUGGCUAUCGUGGCCACCAUCACCAGCAGCAGGAGAAGCAGCAGCGCACCACUGAGAAUGGAAAUUAUUCAGGCGGUGGUGCCAGGAAUGAUCAGAAAAGGAACCGGGUUUCUGGGAGGUCGGUAGAUCGGGAGGCUGGGGAACUGUCGAGUGGUAGCGGAUCUGAUGUCCCGGAGGCACCUCAGCCGCAGACUGAAGAUAAUGGGUUUCGGGAUAGAGAAAAUGGUUGCUUGUUACCUUCUCCGAGCAAGAAGAGGAAAUUCUCUCCUAUUGUGUGGGAUAGGGAUGAUGGGAAACAGUCUACUACUUUUAAUAAAGGAAAUAUAAAAGAAUCGGUUGAGCCAGCCGAACUCCCCCCGCCACCUCCUUUGCCUAGCGGGCAUUUCUCACCGAAUUUAAUAGAUUUACCUCAUGAUCGUGAGUUGGGCGGUUAUCAGGAAGCUGAGCAGAUGGAAGAGGACGAUUGUGAGUACCCUGUCGCAAGGAACAUUUCAUCUUCUCGCUGGGCGGAUGGGAAUGAUGCACUUGAUGAUGAAAAAAAUGAAGAAGGCGAGGCUGUGCCGCAGAAAAAGAGAAGCACUUCGCCAGCUGAUUCGUUAGACAAAAGUUCACUUAAGAAAGUACCAAGCCCUGAGCUUGGAGAGAUUGUGAGGGAGGAUUCAGCAGGGACAGCAUCCAGGUCGUCUGGUUCAGGUCGGGACGACUACAUGGAUGUUGAUAGGGAUGAACCAGACAGCUAUGUGUCUGAACGAAUGACUGAGACAGAGUCAGAGGAUGAGGAUUAUGGGGCUAAAACCCCUGAACCUGUACAACCGCCCCAAAGAUGUAUUAACAUGCUGCAAGGGUGCAGGAGUGUUGAUGAGUUUGAGAGGCUCAACAAGAUAGACGAAGGCACUUACGGAGUUGUGUACAGAGCAAGGGAUAAGAAGACUGGUGAGGUUGUUGCGCUGAAGAAGGUGAAGAUGGAGAAGGAACGAGAGGGUUUCCCAUUGACCUCUUUGAGGGAGAUAAACAUUUUGUUGUCUUUUCAUCACCCUUCGAUUGUUGAUGUUAAGGAAGUUGUUGUAGGUAGCAGCCUAGAUAGUAUAUUCAUGGUAAUGGAGUACAUGGAGCAUGAUCUUAAAGGGCUCAUGGAAACGAUGAAGCAACCCUUUAGUCAGAGUGAGGUUAAGUGCUUAAUGCUGCAGCUGUUGGAGGGUGUCAAGUAUCUUCACGACAACUGGGUAUUGCACAGGGAUCUUAAGACUUCAAAUAUUCUUUUGAAUAACCGUGGUGAGUUGAAAAUAUGUGACUUUGGACUAGCUCGUCAAUAUGGCAGCCCAUUAAAGCCGUAUACACAGUUGGUCGUGACUUUGUGGUAUAGGGCACCUGAGCUUCUUUUAGGAGCAAAAGAAUAUUCUACUGCUAUCGAUAUGUGGUCGUUGGGUUGUAUAAUGGCUGAACUUUUAGCUAAGGAACCACUUUUUAAUGGAAAAACUGAGUUCGACCAGCUUGACAAGAUAUUUAGAGCACUUGGUACACCGAAUGAGAAGAUAUGGCCAGGGUUUGCUAAGUUGCCUCGUGUGAAAGUAAACUUUGUCAAGCAGCCAUAUAACAGGCUGCGGGAAAAGUUCCCACCAACCUCAUUUUCUGGACGGCCAACCUUGUCAGAAGCUGGAUUUGACUUGCUGAACAAACUACUAACUUACGACCCUGAGAAGCGUAUAACAGCAGAAGAUGCUCUUAAGCACGAUUGGUUUCGUGAAGUUCCUCUGCCUAAAUCGAAGGAUUUCAUGCCAACUUUUCCUGCUCAACAUGCCCAGGACAGGCGUCUAAGAAGGGUUAUGAAGAGUCCAGAUCCACUUGCAGAGCAGCGAAUAAAAGAAUUACAACAAGGAGAGUUAGGUACAAGCAGCAUUUUUGGUUAAUUAAGGCAUAAAUUCUGGAGCAUGCUGCUAUUGAUGAUUGCUGCCAUACUUGAGCAUUUGUCAUUGUGGAUUGAUUUUUCUGAGGUGAGCCACAUGCAUUGAAAGUGCAGUAUCUCAAUAUGUUCGGCAAGCACUGAUGCUGUUAUUUAGCAGGCACCCUUGGUGAUUGGGUGGAUAACAUUGCUCUUCCUAUCAUACGUCAAAACAAAUACUAUGCAGGAUUAAUUGUUCUCCAACCAGUUCAUGAGAUAUAGCAAACCAUAUAAUGCAACAUGCACUGCAAGGUCUGGCUUAUUGGCUUUUAUUGCUAGAGUCAGUAUCACAUUAGAAACCAUAUUCUGUAGCAUAUUGCGUACUAUGUUGUAAACAAUUUUAAGAACCUUGUUCUUAAUCUCACAAGUUUACGAAUAAUUUGUGUACAUUAUUCGUGCCUUUUGCUUUGAUUUUUGCAUUUAUUUUGCAAGAGACGAUGUGAAGCGGAGGAUGGUUAUUGCCUUUUUCCUGAAAGAAGUGGUGUUCGUUUUUCCUGAAGGAAUUGUGGGAAAGAAUUCUCGCAAGUAAAAAAGACAGCAACUUGAAUGGGGUAGGUGAUACUACCAGAGCAAUUCAAGUACAUUUCAGCCACAAUAUGCUGUACAAGGCCGAGGGCUUGUUUCUAAAUUCGCGUGCUGAUCCAAAAGCAGCUCCUCAAUGUCAAGCUAACAAGCUGACCAAGUAGGCUUUUAUCGAGCCAAGAUUUAGUUCAAGCCGAGUAUGAGCUAUAAUUGCGGACGAGGAGCUUACUUGAAGAGAAGCCAGCCAGAAGGCGGAGAAAGCUUUCUGAAAUUUUACACUGAGCUUAACUAUUCCUUCUUGAUACUUUGCCGGAUCUCUGGAAGUCUAUUGGUUUCGUGUUGCACAAUACUUUGCUGGAUCUUUGGGAGCCUAUUGGUUUUGUGUUGCACAAUCCUAAAGACGUGUCGGCGGGGUGAACAGUGGUUGUUGUAUCGUUAGGAGCGAUUGCUGGAGCUUCGCACGUGGAGAGAUAAUUUUGCUUCUAAGAGAGUGCUUAGCACGUCUUGAUUCGCAGGCCUCAUAUGGCCUUUUCUUGUCUAUAGUAUCUGCUAUUUAUUUCUUUGUUUGUAUUUUUCAAAAUUGAAGUUAACAUUGUUUUCAUUUUAAA